Molecule: messenger RNA, 1068 nt
Organism: Carassius carassius (crucian carp)
Lineage: Eukaryota; Metazoa; Chordata; Actinopteri; Cypriniformes; Cyprinidae
Product: E3 ubiquitin-protein ligase RNF6-like
Exons: 1
Coding region: 1-885 (294 amino acids)
Biological process (GO): ubiquitin-dependent protein catabolic process; protein ubiquitination; positive regulation of DNA-templated transcription
Cellular component (GO): cytoplasm; nucleoplasm
Molecular function (GO): ubiquitin protein ligase activity
Source: RefSeq, a predicted model, not a curated record
AUGCAUCUGCAUCUUUAUGCUAAGGGAAAAGGCAAUGAGCAGCUCCACAAACACUACAGAAUGCGGCGCAUCAGGCCGGGCGAGAACCGGGACAGGGACAGCAUUGCCAGUCGCACUCGCUCUCGCGCUCGAGCCGCCGAGAACACAGUCACCUUCGAGAGUGACAGUGGCGGCUUUCGUCGAACCAUCUCGCGCUCAGAGCGUGCGGGAAUCCGCACUUAUGUCAGCACUAUACGAAUCCCUCUGCGACGCAUUUCUGAGACUGGUCUUGGCGAGCCUAGCUCCAUGGCGCUAAGAUCUAUCCUGCGCCAGAUUAUGACCGGCUUUGGUGAACUCAGCUCUCUCAUGGAGACAGAAGCAGACUCGGAGACCGCCACCCCCAACCAGGACACCGCUUCUGCUGGUGGAGCCCAGGCGUAUCGUGUUGGUAGUGGUGAGGGCGGUGUUGCUCAUGGAGGAGUGGAAACGACACAGGAAGGUUUAGUGGCAGGUGAGGAGGAAGGACAAGUGCGGGUGAGCAGGACUGGGACGGAGGGACGACCUAGCAGCAGGGACACUAACAGCUUGGUGGAAAAUGGGACGUUGCCCAUCUUAAGGCUGGCGCACUUUUUCCUUCUCAACGAAGAUGAAGACGAGGAGCAUCCAAGGGGCCUCACCAAAGAACAGAUCGACAAUCUGGUCACACGCACUUACGGUCAGGUCAACCUGGAGGGCGAGCUGGGCCGCGCUUGUAGCGUUUGCAUCAAUGAGUACGCUCAGGGCAACAAGCUGCGCCGCUUGCCCUGUGCUCACGAGUUCCACAUCCACUGCAUCGACCGCUGGCUAUCUGAAAACAACACCUGCCCCAUCUGCAGGCAGCCUAUUCUGUCCAGCCAUCAGGAAUGAUGUCAGGCUGUAGCUAUCAAUCGACGGACUGAACGACUGACUUUUGUUCCACCGUCGGUGGGGUGUGUACAUAGUGCUUCAAUGUUUUCAUUCUCUGAGAUCCAUUGUAUUCAAGCUAAAGGUAGAACCAAAAGCAGAAAAAGACUAUAAUGCAGAGAUUUAACAAAGCUUUAUUUUUUUAGA